Peromyscus eremicus (cactus mouse) is the source of this 1247-nucleotide messenger RNA. RefSeq names its product CD40 molecule (gene Cd40). Gene Ontology annotation, cellular component: CD40 receptor complex; external side of plasma membrane. The transcript is spliced from 9 exons. The record is from RefSeq and is a predicted model, not a curated record. Gene Ontology annotation, biological process: positive regulation of isotype switching to IgG isotypes; positive regulation of blood vessel endothelial cell migration; B cell activation. NCBI's taxonomy places the organism in Eukaryota, Metazoa, Chordata, Mammalia, Rodentia, Cricetidae. The coding region runs from base 61 to 909 and encodes 282 amino acids. Gene Ontology annotation, molecular function: antigen binding; signaling receptor activity; protein binding.
CUUUGGAGUUACUAGAGGCACCACCCUAAUCAGUGAUCUGGCCGCUCGAACCCCCCCGCGAUGGUGACUUUGCCUCGGCAGUGUGUGCUCUGGGGCUGCUUGUUGACAGCGGUCCAUCUAGGACAAUGCAACACAUGCAGAGACAAACAGUACUACUUCAAUGGCCAGUGCUGCGAUUUGUGCCAGCCGGGAAUGAGACUGGCGAACCACUGCACAGCUCUCACCAAGACCCAAUGCCUUCUGUGUAGCUCAGGCGAAUACAUGAACACGUGGAACAAAGAGUCGCGGUGUUACCAGCAUACACACUGUGAAUCCAAUGAAGGGCUUCAGGUUGAGAAGGAGGGCACCUCAGAUACAGACACCGUUUGUGCCUGUAAGGAAGGUCUACACUGCACUAGCAAGGAGUGUAGGAGAUGUGUUCUGCACACGUCCUGUGGCCCUGGCUUUGGAGUUAAGCAGAUGGCCACAGGGACUGCUGAUACUGUGUGUGAACCCUGCCCAGCCGGCUUCUUCUCCAACGAGUCAUCCACUUUUGAAAAGUGUCGUCCUUGGACAAGCUGUGAGGCCAAAAAGAUGGCGGUACUCCAGGAAGGGACGAAUCAGACUGAUGCUGUCUGUGGUUUGCAGCCCCGGAUGCGAGCCCUACUGGUCAUUCCCCUCAUGGUGGUCAUCCUCAUCGCCAUCUUCGUGCCGGUGUAUUUCUGUAUCAAAAAGGUGAUCAAGGAACCAGAGGAUAAUAAGGCCCCACCCACGGAUGAAUGGAAAGGUCCAGUGGAGAUAGACACUGCUCCAGUGCAGGAGACCCUGCAUGGGUGUCAGCCUGUCGCACAGGAGGAUGGCAAGGAGAGCCGCAUCUCAGUGCAGGAGAGGCAGCUGACGGGCAGCAUGGACGUGAAGCACCUGGUCUGAGAUCCUGGAGCUGUUGCAGGGGCAACGGCAAGGGCCUGGCUCAGAGCUGACGUUUGAGGUUUGAGAGGAGCGAAGACGCAGCCCGCUGCAGUGAACUCUGGUGCCUGCCCCGCCGCCGCCGCCGCCGCCGCCGCCGCCGCCGCCGUCGUAUCCCUCGACUUGCUUCUGAAGAUGGAGGGAAAGCUCGGGCAUCAAGGGUCCACAGUGAUAUCCACAGAGUGCAGCAGUUGCAGGACCCGGAGUAUAUCGUGGCAGCUUUCACUACUGUAAGGAGGCAUGGACUCCAGAGUCUGUGGCUUUGUGGCUUGUGCUGUUAGAAGGCACCUGAUUGCCCAUCC